AUGGAUAGGAUCAGUUGCUUACCGAACUAUAUCCUUUGCGAAAUUCUCUCAUACCUCCCAACAAAACAAGCUGGAUCCACCAGCCUCCUCUCUCGCAGAUGGCGCCACGUUUGGAAGGAUCUCCAAGUCAUUGACAUAGAUGAUAGACACUUUCGGGAUGAAGAUCCAUUUGAUUCUUACGUCAAUGCUAUUAUUCUAACUCAGCGCAAUGCAGAUUACUCCAUCGAAAAGUUCCGCCUAGCAUGCGAAACGAAUUCAACGGAUCUCAUCUUAACAUGGCUUGAUGCCGUCAUUGGCCCCCAUCUCCGGGAACUAUAUCUCAACCUUCAUGUAAAUGUAAGGUUUGGACUCAAGUUGCCUGAAGCCAUAUUCACUUGUCCAUUACUCAAGUCCCUUGUUUUGAAACGUAAAAUUUCUUUGAAUUAUGGUCCAGAGUUUCCAAAUGUUUAUCUUCCAUCCCUCAAGAACCUAAAGCUAAAGUUGUUUAUCCCCUAUGUGCACCCCAACAAGCUUUUAUCUGGCUGCCCUGUUCUUGAAAAUCUUACGCUCAUUCUCGCGAACGAUACCCCAGAUGCUCGUAAUGUUUAUGUACCUACAAUCCAGAUGCCUCGGACAUUGAAAAGUUUAACCUUUGAAGAUGACACUAUCGUGCUUGAUGAGAUUUACCAUCGUGUGAUAGACACGCCUUCUCUUGAAUACCUCAAUAUCAAAAUAACCAUCCCAAAGAACUCAGAGCUACUGGUUUCGUUUAGCAGUUUCCCUAACACGGUGGAGGCACAUCUUGAUAUUGAUCAUGCACGUGUUGAGCAUGGCGCUUGGUGCUUAUUUAGUGCUCCAGCUUUCAAGUUUCCAGAAUUUCACCGCUUGGUCAAUCUAGAAGUUGAUGUUCCAUGUUUCAACACAAACUUCAUGCUAAACUUCCUUCAUAAUUGUCAUGUACUUGAAGGUCUUGUAGUUGGUAUUUGGACGGGAUUUGAUUCUUACACGAUGGAGUAUCAUGGGCCAACACCACCAACCAUGGUUCCCAAUUGUGUGACAUCAUAUCUCAAGAGUGUUGAGUUUAGAGUAUAUCAAGACACUGCAGAUGAGCGUGAAUUUAUUGUAUAUCUUUUACAAAAAGGACUUGUUUUGAAGACAGUGACAAUUUCUCUUGAUCCUGAUUUCGAUCAAGAGACAAAGUACGAAUUUGUCAGGGAAUUAUAUGCUGAAUUAUAUGCUAUACCAAGGGGCUCUACAACAUGUCAGCUAAAUAUUUGGCCAUAA
Molecule: messenger RNA, 1263 nt
Organism: Arachis stenosperma
Lineage: Eukaryota; Viridiplantae; Streptophyta; Magnoliopsida; Fabales; Fabaceae
Product: F-box/FBD/LRR-repeat protein At1g16930-like
Exons: 3
Coding region: 1-1263 (420 amino acids)
Molecular function (GO): protein binding
Source: RefSeq, a predicted model, not a curated record